AUGAUUUCUACAUCUUGUCUUCUAUUACUCGUCGCUAUUUUGGCUUGUCUUUUGAUUGAAACCGAAGCCCAAUGGGGAUAUGGUGGAUAUGGAAUGGGAGGAUACGGAAUGUAUGGAGGAGGAUAUGGAGGCGGUUUCGGAUGGAGUGAGUUCUUCUUUCUCAAUUAUUUGCAGAAAAAAUAGUAUUGUUUUUUUUUUCAGGACGUCGUAUGUGGGGAAUGGGAUAUCCAUAUGGUGGAUAUGGCGGAUACGGAUGGGGAAAAUAA
This is a messenger RNA of Caenorhabditis angaria, 266 nucleotides long. The record is from the annotation of a GenBank genome assembly. NCBI's taxonomy places the organism in Eukaryota, Metazoa, Nematoda, Chromadorea, Rhabditida, Rhabditidae.